Encephalitozoon romaleae SJ-2008 is the source of this 1695-nucleotide messenger RNA. Its product is annotated as DNA mismatch repair protein MutL. Lineage: Eukaryota; Fungi; Microsporidia; Unikaryonidae. Gene Ontology annotation, molecular function: ATP-dependent DNA damage sensor activity; ATP binding; mismatched DNA binding. Bases 1 to 1695 code for a protein of 564 amino acids. Gene Ontology annotation, biological process: mismatch repair. The transcript has a single exon. Gene Ontology annotation, cellular component: MutLalpha complex. The record is from RefSeq and is a predicted model, not a curated record.
AUGGAAAUAAGAAAAUUGCCUAAAGAUGUAAUUUCCAGAAUCUCUGCAGGGGAGGUUAUCACCAGGCCCUAUAACAUUCUAAAGGAAACAAUAGAAAACUCACUUGAUGCAAACUCCACCCGCAUAGUAAUCAAGAUUGAGCUGGAUGGCCUCUCACUUAUCAUCGAGGACGAUGGAGAUGGAAUACAUGAAAAUGACUUCGGUCUACUCUGCAAACAAUAUUGCACCUCGAAGCUCCAUAAAGAGGAGGAUCUUUUUUCGCUUCCCUCCUAUGGAUUUCGCGGAGAGGCUCUCUCUUCAAUAAGUCGAUGCUCCAGAAUCAAGGUUAAAAGUAAAAAGAGGGCAAAUGAAAUAGGGCACGAAGCCAUAUAUAUAGACACGGAAAUGGUGUCAAUAAAAGGUGUUGGAAUGAAAGACGGGACUGUUGUUGAAAUUAAAAACAUCUUCUACAAUAACAAAGCCAGAGAGAAGCACUUUUCAAAGAAAAGAGAAGAGAUCCGCGAAAUGAUGUGGCUGGUAGGGAUAUUCUCUGUAUUCAAUGGCAAUGUUUCUUUUGAUCUGUUCUAUGGAGAAAAGCUCCAGGAACUACCUAGUAUUGGGCCGAGACUUGGGUCCGAUGAGUGUUCCAAUGAAAGUAAAGCUCUGAAAAAGGUCAAGAUGCUGAACGAGCUCUACAAAGCAGAGGAGGGGCUCCUUUUUGAACUCAAUGGGGAUCAUCUUGUUAUAUUUUCGACACCGCAAUUCAACCUGAAGAAAGGUGUGUUUGUGCUUUUUGUGAAUGGGAGAUUAGUUGUAAGCCAGGAAAUGAAGGAAACCCUAUUCAAAGUGUAUAAGGACCUGAUUCCUGCACAGAGACAGCCUUUUAUAUAUCUGGAGCUCAAUGUGGAAAAGAGUAUGGUUGAUGUCAAUGUCCAUCCAAGCAAAAGAGAAGUCCUUUUUGCUGAUGAAAAGCUUGUGACCCAAGAACUAUGCAAAUGUAUCACGAACAGACUAAGCAAGAUGGAUUAUGAGCAGAAGACAUUGAAACCGCUUCUAAGAGAAACCAAAUUUCAAAGCCCGAUCAAGGUGUAUUCGGAUCCUGGAUCACAGUCUAUUACAGAGUGCUUGGAAAAAGAUAGAGUAGAAAAAAGAGAAUUCAGCCUUCUCUCCCUCAAGAGGCUGAAGUCUGAGCUCGUUGAUAUUGAUACUACCUUUUUUAGGUCUCUAAACUAUGUCGGAAUGAAAGAUGAAGACACGAUACUAGUUCAGCACGGAUCGUCACUCCUCUGCUGUAAAACCGCACCUCUGGUCAAGGAAUACCUCUACCAGACUUUGAUUAACGAUUUUGGAAACUUUGAGAGGAAGAAAACAUCUAUUCCCCUUCAGUCUAAGAUAGAAGGGAAAAUAAGAGCGUUACUCGAUGACUACUUCUCCAUAGAAAUAGUGGAAAAGCAUAUUGUUGCCAUUCCCGUUAUAUCGACCAUUUAUAUAGACACUCCUGAGUUAUGGCUCGGAUUUGACGUUAAAAAGGGUCUUGAGUACGAGACUCUGAAGAGUAUCAUUGAAACAAUAUCCACACUCUACUCUUCGGCUGAAAUGUCCCCAAGACUAUUCAAUAUUAUUAAAAGAAGAAUGAUUGGAACACCAAAGGCGCUGGAGUGUUUUGGACUUGUAACAACGCUUAAGGAACUCUACAAGAAUUUUGAGAGAUGCUGA